UGUAAAAAAAAAAGGAAAGAAAAAAGAGAAUUUUUCCCUUCUUACCAUGCUGCAGAACCAGUCACUGACACUGUUUAUCAUUAAUGCAUCAUCUUUUUUGCUUUACCUUUUUUCUUCUCUUUAAAAUAUGGGCAAUACGCAUAGUCAACAAAAUAAACACGAGAACUUAUGGUCACCUAGUGAGCUCGAGCAGCUAAAGAAUCGCUCAAGUAACAACUCUCUUCCAAAACAUUUCUGUGAAGAAUGGAGUACCAGUCUCGAGAGCUUUUUUAGUCAAGAAAAAUAUCUUAAAUUGGCAUACCAGAUAGUAAAGCAAAGGCAGACUGAAUCUAUCUAUCUUGUGUUUGCACACUGUGUUAAGGAAAAACAAAUUUCGUUGGAAACAUUUGUUACUUGGAUUGUUCAGUCUGGUAUUCCUCUCUGGUUUGAAAAUGGCAGUGGUUAUACUUGGGACUUUGAAAUAUCACAACCAGAGACACUUGUCAGAUAUAUCUUGAUACAUGCUGAUGAGCAAGAAAGACAACAAAAAGUAGACAUGUCUUGGUUAGAAGAAGACCUGGAACAAAAGGAACAAGAACAAGAAAAGUGGGAGACAAAAGUGAUACAGUCACCUUCUAAAAUCGCUGAAGCUGAGUUUUUGCAUUGGAUUGAAAAAGCACCGGGACUACGAGGCUUAUUCCAAUUGACAGUAGAGUGUUUCUUAUUCAAUACAUCUGGUAGUCAUGACAAGCACAAGGAUCGCUUGAACCAUUUGAUAUCACCUCAAAUUCAGCAACAUGACAAGGAAACAAAACGUCUGUUUGCCAACAAGUUCUCGAGCAUCAUGAAUCCAUACGAUUACUUUAUGCUUUCACUUCAUUUGCCCUCUGAUGCUCUUAGCUGGUCAGAAUAUGAAAAGAACACAAGAAAAGUAACACAUGAUUUGGAACAUACACUAUUAUACUCAUCAAAAAGGGACGGUACGAGUUGGCAAAUGUUUGCCAACAGAAUGGUAGGACAAGGCGCCACAUUACUGGUGAUUAAAGCCAAAGACGGUUCUGUAUUUGGUGGUUACGCGGAUGAAGCUUGGGCAAAUGGCAAUACCGAUUGCUAUGGUAGUAAUAACCAUUACCAAUACCUUUGUUGGGGGAAGAAAAGUCUGCCAAAUGGUCUCGGUAUGGGUGGCCAAUUCGAUUAUGCAGGUCUUUGGCUUGAAGCUGAUUUCAUGCAUGGACAUUCUAGAGCAGGACCCUUGUGCACAACUUAUUUAAGUCCUCAAUUAUCGUCUGAUCAAACAUUUUUAAUUGAUCAAGUUGAAGUUUGGUUGGUCAGACCACUUAUAAAAGAUGAAAAUGAUACCGAUGACACAUGUGGAAAAGGCAUUUUAGGACAUGCCGAAGACAUGGAAUUUAUGGAAAUGGCAGGCAAGAAAUUAUAUUCCAAGGACUUAGGACCGAAUAGAACAGAAGAGGAUGAUGAAGAGAAUUGAUCAUAGUUUGUUUAUUAUUUUAAGCCUCUUUUUGUGUAUGAAUAAAAACUAUUUUUAUACAAUUUGUGUG
Molecule: messenger RNA, 1538 nt
Organism: Gilbertella persicaria
Lineage: Eukaryota; Fungi; Mucoromycota; Mucoromycetes; Mucorales; Choanephoraceae
Product: TLD-domain-containing protein
Exons: 3
Coding region: 128-1468 (446 amino acids)
Source: RefSeq, a predicted model, not a curated record